AUGUAUGGAAAAUGUGGGAGCCUAAAGCAUGCUAGACAAGUAUUUGAUAACAUUUGUGUAAAAGACUCAUUCUCAUGGGAUUUCAUGCUCAUUGCCUACACAAGAAAUGGGGAUAUUGAAAACGCCAAAAAAUUCAUUGACCAGGAAAUGCCUUAUAGGACGAAAGUUUCUUCUACGGCAAUGCUAGACAGAUAUGCCCAAAUGGGUGAAAUACACCACGCGAAGUUGAUCUUUGAUACUAUGCCAGAACCUGACAUGAUCUCAUAUUCUACAAUGUUAGUAGGUUACGUACAGGCUGGAUAUUUUAAACAGUCUAGGGAAAUGUUUCAAGAGAUGCCAUUGUGGAACCUUAUAGCUUGCACGGCAAUGGUGACAGCAUAUACCCAAUGUGGGCAUCUAGCAGGAUCAGUACAAGUAUUUGAGAACAUGCCAGAGUGGGACUUAGUUGCUUGGAACGCAAUGCUGGGAGCAUACUCAAGCCACUCACUCAUCGUAGAUGCAAAGAAGUUCUUUUCAUUAAUGGGCGAGCAUGACUUGGUAUCCUGGAACACGAUGCUAGCCGCAUAUUCCAGAACCGGGAAUCUCGAAGAUGCUAAGCUCACGUUCGAUAAGAUGCCGGAGCACAACCUCGUCACCUGGAACACUAUGCUAACUGGAUAUGCCCACCACGGGCAUAUCGAGCAAGCGAGAAACCUGUUCAGGGAAAUGCCUGCGCGGGAUUUAAUGUCCUGGAAUGCCUUUCUAGCUUCGUGCUGCAAGGCGGAGCGCUUAAAAGAGGUGGAGCUUCUAUUUCGUGAGAUGCCAGAGCGCGAUCUCGUCUCGUACAACAUACUUCUCACAUUGUAUUGUCGCAGCAAGAACUAUGGUGCUGCAAAAGAACUGUUUUCCCAGAUCGCUGUGGUCAACAUUUCGCACGAUAUAUCUUUGAUACGAUGCCAGAGAGGGAUACCACGUCGUGGAACGCGAUGGUGGCGUCGUACACGCGUGGCGGUCAUCUGGAAGCCGCAAGGGCACUGUUUCUCGAAACCCCGCUCAAAGAUCUGA
Molecule: messenger RNA, 1044 nt
Organism: Selaginella moellendorffii
Lineage: Eukaryota; Viridiplantae; Streptophyta; Lycopodiopsida; Selaginellales; Selaginellaceae
Product: pentatricopeptide repeat-containing protein At4g02750-like
Exons: 2
Coding region: 1-1044 (347 amino acids)
Molecular function (GO): protein binding
Source: RefSeq, a predicted model, not a curated record